This is a messenger RNA of Pogonomyrmex barbatus (red harvester ant), 4903 nucleotides long. It is a transcript of the gene CrebA, whose product is annotated as Cyclic-AMP response element binding protein A. NCBI's taxonomy places the organism in Eukaryota, Metazoa, Arthropoda, Insecta, Hymenoptera, Formicidae. The record is from RefSeq and is a predicted model, not a curated record. Gene Ontology annotation, biological process: regulation of transcription by RNA polymerase II. Gene Ontology annotation, molecular function: cAMP response element binding; DNA-binding transcription factor activity, RNA polymerase II-specific.
GCACGUGCGGCAUGCGGCCGCCGGUGCGCGGUCUCGCAUUCAUUCUCGCGGAGAACGUCGUGCCGCGCGCAUCUCGUCGGACGGUGGUAUCCCUACGGCCUGGCACACCCUGCCGUUUUUUCAAACGGCAAGCAGGAUCGUCAUUUCCGGCGCUACCAGCCGGAAAUCGACGUGCCGGUGCUCGGUGCUUGCGUGUAUAUGCGUGCGCGUUUGCAAAACAGCCGGUUCCACGCGCGAUUGGCAACUCCGAGACAACUCGUGAGUGCGGGUGUUGGCUAUCGAUCCCACCGGUCCCGCUUUCUUCCAGCGUUCAUUGGCGCAGCCGUCGUCGCCGGGGCUGCUGCCGCCGCUGCUGCCGCCGCUGCCGCUCACGAUCAGUAUACAAGUGUUGUGCCUUAACGUAACAUACUUAGAGAAUUAGCCUCUGUGAUUCCCCCGUCAACGGAGGUCAACGAGAGAGAGUUCCUUCGUCCGCGUCUUUUAUCCGAUAUCAAGAGACUUGUGAGUUUAUCAAAGAACGGUGGAUCCUUCUCGUGGCGACAGCAUGUCGGCGGUUUAAUUUCCUUCGUCCUUCAUGGGCGAGUACCAUGUUCCUCUGACCUGACAACUUCUUGCACUAUCCGGAAAGCUAAAGGAAACGAAAUAUCAUGGCGUUCUACGACGUGGGAGCGGGCGACCUCAAGGAAUUGUGGGAGUCUUAUAUCUCCGAAGCGAUCACUCCGGAUGUCCUAAUGAACACCAAAGAAGAGGAUUGGGGCAAUGUUGUGUGCCAAAGGGACAGUGUGAUCCUAAGAGAUCGCCUAAUGACAGAUGCAGCUCUCGGAGGACCACGACCAAUAAAAUCCGAGCAUAGUUACAGUCUUUUGGUUCCCAGUCCCCCGCCGAGUCCGACAACGCCUGAAGAUAAUCCUCAUAUUCCCAAUUCGUGUUCUGGUGCAGUUGGUUCUACCGCAGUGACUACUAGUUCCUCCAUCGAUUUCGCCAAUCUGGAUCAUAAAUCUCUCGAUAUGCGCAGCAGAAUUGACGAUAUGGAAGAGGAAUGUUUUCCGGCUAUUUCGAUAAGCAGCACCUCGAACCGUAUCGAAUCGUCGUCGUCGUCGCCGUUGACGGCGUCCUCUACCUCGUGCGUAAUUCUCAAGAGGGACAACUUAGUACCUGAAGAUAACGAGUGUCCUGAAAUCAAGGGCGAACCUAUCAGCGCGCCGGCAAGUCCCUGCGCGCCUUGUCAGCCGAGUUGCGAUAUGAUGGACGAUAAGAGCACGAUAACAAUGGUGUCGACACAGAGUCUUCAUUUUGCCAAAACCCAACUCUCGCAUACGAGUGACAGUGAGGAGGACGACGAGGAGUACUAUCAGAGUAUGGAGAUUGAGGAGUACGGCGUAGCCUGCGAAGGGAAGGAAGCGACCUUGCGUGCGUCGAGACAGGGUUUGCCGCCCACGCCGCCCAGCAGCGCAAGCUCCGACAGCGAGGGUACCGCUUCCGCUUCCUGUUCGCCGGAACGCCGAGAUUCCCAAACGUGUACGCAGAAUCUCAGAGGUUUGCUGGGGCCGAGGCUUUACGUCACCAACGGCACUCACACCACCAGGCAACCCAUUCAUACGCAUCUGAUUUCCUCUCAGCCGAAAGGAUCUACCGGAGUGUUGACAUUGACGGAGGAAGAGAAGAGAACUUUGAUAGCCGAAGGAUAUCCUGUGCCCACAAAGCUUCCUCUGACGAAACAAGAGGAGAAAUCUCUGAAGAAAAUACGAAGGAAAAUCAAGAAUAAGAUAUCGGCGCAAGAAUCGCGAAGAAAGAAGAAGGAAUAUAUGGACAAUUUAGAAAGAAAAGUCACUAUAUUGACAAAUGAAAAUUCUUCAUACAGGGAUAAAGUAAUAUCUCUAGAAGACGCAAAUCGCGAACUAAUAAAAGAAUUGCAUCGUCUUCAGACUUUGCUGCAGCUACAACAUUCUUCUUAGAUUUAUUGGCUAAUGUCUAAUGUAGCUCAAAUUUAUUUGAAUCUAUUCAUGAAAUUUUAUCUUUGAAAGAUUUAACAAAGCUGUCCAAAAAUAAAUUUUCGAUCUGAUGUAUCUUUGCGAUAAUGUCAAUGAGCGUCUAUUUAAUCAGCUCACACUGUUGCGAUGAUUGAAAAUUAUAAAAUCGUGAAAAAGAUUUUAAAUUUUCAUAUCUUUUACAGAUGAUAUAAAAAUUUAUCUAUAUUUGUCAAAUUGCUCUUCCAUAUAUAAAUAUUAAUCUUUAUAAUGUUGAUGAGAUGAAUAUAAAAAUGAUGUUUUUAUCGCUAAGUCACAGAUCAAAGUUAAAAAGAGAAAAUAUUUUUUUAGGGAUUAGUGCAAUUUUUUUCCUUACAUUCCAAAAAUGUCUUCCUCGGAUACAAAACGCGACGAAGUGUGCAGCGUUUGAAGUAUCACAAUUGAAGAUUUAUAAAUGAUAUUUUAAACGCUGCAAACUAUUUCAAUAAUUUUCAAUAAUUUAAGAUAUACCAAUAUAGAUAGUAUAUUCUUCGCUAAAUCGACAUAUUUUCGCCAGGAGUGCCUUCAUGGGUUUAUUUCCAUAUUUCUUCCAGCCUUGUCGGAGGAUGUAUAGCUAAUUUAUAAUAUUUCUCGCGAUUAUAUGAUUAAGCUUUUUUAAUUUCAAUAAAACAGAAAAAGAAUAUCAGAUUCCAUUUGCGAUAUUUGCAUGUUGCGAAAAAUGAUUGUUGGCUGCCAAAAUCAAUGCAACGAGGAGUUUUGAAAAAAAACGCCGAAAAUGUAAACAGCCUUUGGAUUAUUCCUUAUAUUUAUGCCCCAAAGAUGGUGACGAUGUUUUGGAACCGUUUGGGACCGAAGAAAUAUACCUUUGAUAAUACCAUAAUAACAUAUAUAUCUAUACUAUAAUCCACUUUGACGCAAUUUUGUCAAUGGAUUCGUCUAUAUAAAAAAAAAUAUAAUAUAUGACAUAUUUUAUAGAUAAGAUAAGAGAAUGAAAGUAUGAUUAUUAUUAUUGUGUAGAAAAGUGUGAUGUAAAAAUAGAUCCGAUGCAAUCGACCAAGUUAUUCCAUUUAUAUUUUAUCAAGAAAAUAUUCAGUUAUAUAAUAUGAUAAAUAAGAUUAUUGUACAGAUUGACUUGAAGAAAAUGAUUAUGUUGAAUUAAAGGUAUGCUAUUUUUUUUAAGACGCAAUCACUAACACUAAAACAGGUGUUGGAAUAAGUGGUUCUAAGAUUAUUGAUCACCUGCAACGAUGAUUAUUUAUUUUGUGUUUAAUUCGAAGCGACAGAAGCAUUUGUAAAAUAUAAGUUUAGUAAAAUGUAAGAUAUAUUUUGCUCGUUAAGAAACAUCUACAAUUACGUUUGAAAGCCUAUAGAAAUCGAUUAUUUGAAUGGUGACCGAGUUAGCUUUAUCACAUAAAUAUGAAGAUGUUCAAGAAAAUUAUGUAGGACGAUUUCUUGAUAUUUUCAAAUGUGAAGCUGAAUUACUUGUGAUGUAAAAAGUACUUUGACCGAGUUAAUUAAACCGUCACCACAUCCCAACCAACAUUGCAAUUUUUAAAAAUAAUUUUUUUUGUAAUUUUCUUUCAUAAUUAGUGUAAGAUCGCGCGGAAAGUAUUGUCACACGAUAAUGGCAGAUCUCGCGGCUACUUACCACAUGAAAGUCGUGGAAAGGGACCAAUGCGUGCAAGAUGAGAAGACUUUUUCUUCUUCUUCUCCUCUCUCUCCCUUUCCUUUUGCUUCACGUAAUUGCCAAAUAAAUAGAAUUUAGUGUCGUCCAAGAGACAAUAUUUGUAUUAAAUGGUCACACAUACCUCGCAUGUCUAAAAAACGAAUCGCGCGGCUACUCUUGCAUUAAUAUUUUAUCACUUACAUGCAAUAUAUAUAUUUGACCGACAUGAUCUUAUGAUCGUAUGAAAUGUAUGAUAAUGCGUAAAAUGCGUAUGUAUAUAGGAUGGCUAUGUAUAAGGAAUCUUUAUCUACUUGUCAUUUUUGAGAAAUUUACAUACAUAUCACGUUUAAUUGGUGAAAGUAAAUUAUUAAAUACUUUCAGCCACAGAAUCGUUUUGAUAAAUUAAACUCGACUUCAAAUUCAUUAAAGAAUGAAUUCUCCAUUGCUAAUUUUCGCAUUUCCUAAAUCAUAUACCUAAAUCACUAUAUACAUACGCAUAGUAAUGAGUAGCUCUUACAAAACGAAAAGAUAGAAUGUCAGAAUUAUUUUAAAUUAUUUUUUAAAGGCCUUAGAUAAUUUGAUAAAGAGAUCUGCUGAAGAUAUGUUGUCGAGAAGAAGUCAAUGAAUAAGUCAAUAAUCGUAACAAAUGAUAGUAAUCGAUUAACGUAAAUCUGGAUGUAAAGACACUUCCAAUGUAUUCCGCAGACUUCACGAGCGCUGAUCGCCCAAGAACUUUUAUCUUUUUGUCUGCGUAUAUACAUAAAAAUAUAUGCAUAUGUUUUUAAUUACCACAUGCACAUUCGCGCAUGAUAAUUAUAUAUUUGUACAAAGCAGCAGAGCAACGAUUUUUACCGAAAACAGAGAGUUUAAUAUAUUCUAUGAGAAUUCUAUAUAUAUAUUUUACAAUAAAUUACAUAAACGUUCGACAAUGAAGGAAGUCGCACAGUUAUCUAUUAGGAUAUAUAAAUUUAUCGCUAUUACCAUUCUCAUUAUCAUGAUGUAUCAUUUAUUUCUCAUGUACGCGAUACCAGCGUUAUGCAUCUCAGUACUUGGCGUCUAUAUUUAUCCAGAGAGAAAAAGAGAGAGUCCCUAUAUAAAUAUUAAUAAAGAUAACAUAAAUAUAAAUAUAUAUUCUAUUCGACAUGCGUCGAAUUUACGUGUGCGUGUAAUGUGUCAAUGUAAAACGCAGCAUCAUGUCGUCAAUGUAACAUGCGGUGCUGCAAACACUUCGAAUGGAUGUUAUUCGACAAUAAGAAAUAAAUACUUGUGA